CCGUCCUCCUCCCCUUUUUUCCCCACAACCAAUUUUCUGAUCGAUGCUGGGAAUCAAAGAGUGAAUCUUAGAACAGGAUGCAGACGAAGAGACUACAGAAUACUGCAGAGAUUCCUUUGUUGCUUUGAUGGGGUGGUUCUUUAUUUCUUUCCUUUUUCCUUUCAGUGAAAUUAAGAGCUUUCAAGCUUCUUUACCAAGGAACCUGAGCCUGCAGUAGAAGCAGCCUUAUUAUCUACAAGUGUGUGGAUAUUUCUUAUGCCAUGAUUUGUAAUUCUCUUUUAAUCAGAAUCUGAAUUUGGCCAGAUGAAUUGUUCUUGAUCUGCUAAUUCUAGCCAGUUCUCACUCAUCUUUCUGGAGAUCCUCACAGGUACUUGCCAUUAUGCAGAAGAAAUGCAGAUUUCCUCCAUCAAGAGAGGAUCAUGUUCAAUAAGUACUUUUUUAUGAGAGAGGCUAAACAGUAAUUAAGAGGUGCAGGAUGAAAAGAUGGCACAAUCAGUGCUGGUACCACCAGGACCUGACAGCUUCCGGUAUUUCACAAGAGAAUCACUUGCAGCUAUUGAGCAGCGUAUCAAUGAAGAAAAAGCUCAAAAAUCCAAACAAGAACGCAAAGAUGAUGAUGAUGAAGAUGGCCCAAAGCCAAACAGCGACUUGGAGGCAGGAAAGACACUGCCAUUUAUUUACGGUGACAUACCUCCAGGAAUGGUGUCCGAGCCUUUGGAAGACCUGGAUCCAUACUACAUCAAUAAGAAAACCUUUAUAGUAUUGAAUAAAGGGAAGGCAAUCUUCCGAUUCAGUGCCACCUCUGCCCUGUACAUGUUAACUCCUUUCAAUCCUCUUAGAAAAAUAGCUAUUAAAAUUUUGGUACAUUCAUUAUUCAGCAUGCUUAUCAUGUGCACUAUUUUGACCAACUGUGUAUUUAUGACCAUGAGUAACCCUCCAGACUGGACAAAGAAUGUAGAAUACACGUUCACUGGAAUUUAUACCUUUGAAUCCCUUAUUAAAAUUCUUGCAAGGGGCUUCUGUUUAGAAGAUUUUACGUUUCUUCGAGACCCAUGGAAUUGGCUGGAUUUCACUGUCAUUACAUUUGCAUAUGUGACAGAGUUUGUGGACCUGGGCAAUGUCUCAGCGUUGAGAACAUUCAGAGUUCUCCGAGCUUUGAAAACAAUAUCAGUCAUUCCAGGCUUGAAGACAAUUGUGGGAGCCCUAAUUCAGUCUGUGAAGAAGCUCUCGGAUGUAAUGAUCCUGACUGUGUUUUGUCUGAGUGUAUUUGCACUAAUAGGGCUGCAGCUGUUCAUGGGCAACUUGAGGAAUAAAUGCCUGCAGUGGCCUCCAGACAAUUCUACUUUUGAAACAACUGUUAUCUCCUACUUUAAUAGCUCUGUAGGUGAAAAUGGUACAUUUAUUAAUACAACAAUGACAACAUUUAACUGGGACGAGUACAUCGAAGACAGAAGUCAUUUCUACUUCUUGGAAGGACAAAAUGAUGCUCUGUUGUGUGGCAAUAGCUCAGAUGCAGGUCAAUGUCCAGAAGGAUAUAUAUGUGUGAAAGCUGGUAGAAACCCCAACUAUGGCUACACAAGUUUUGAUACAUUCAGUUGGGCAUUCUUGUCACUGUUUCGAUUGAUGACUCAGGACUUUUGGGAGAAUCUUUACCAGCUGACACUGCGUGCUGCUGGGAAGACAUACAUGAUAUUUUUUGUUUUGGUCAUUUUCCUGGGUUCUUUCUACCUGAUUAACUUGAUCCUGGCUGUGGUUGCCAUGGCCUAUGAAGAACAGAAUCAAGCAACCAUGGAAGAAGCAGAACAGAAGGAAGCAGAAUUUCAGCAAAUGCUGGAACAACUGAAAAAGCAACAGGAAGAAGCUCAGGCAGCAGCAGCAGCUGCAGCAGCUGACUCAAGAGAUUAUAGUGGAGUAGGUGGAAUAGGUGGAUUCUCCGAAAGUUCUUCUGAGGCAUCAAAACUAAGCUCAAAGAGUGCUAAAGAGAGGAGGAAUAGAAGAAAGAAAAAAAAGCAAAAUGAAAAACCUGAAGGCGAGGAGAAGGAUGGGGAAGAAUUUCACAAAUCUGAAUCAGAGGACAGCAUCAAAAGGAAAGGUUUCCGAUUUUCCAUUGAGGGGAACAGACUGACAUACGAAAAGAGAUUUUCUUCCCCACACCAGUCUUUGCUGAGCAUUCGAGGCUCCCUGUUUUCCCCAAGGCGCAAUAGCAGAACAAGCCUUUUCAGCUUCAGAGGUCGAGCAAAGGAUGUAGGAUCAGAAAAUGACUUUGCUGAUGAUGAGCACAGCACUUUUGAAGACAAUGAGAGCAGAAGAGAUUCUCUCUUUGUUCCUCAUAGACAUGGCGAACGGCGCAACAGUAACAUUAGUCAGGCCAGUAGGUCUUCCAGGACAAUACCUCCACUUCCAGCAAAUGGGAAGAUGCACAGCACUGUGGAUUGCAAUGGAGUAGUUUCUUUAGUCGGUGGGCCACCAGCUUUGUCACCUACUGGACAGCUUCUGCCAGAGGUGAUGAUUGAUAAAGCAGCCACUGCUAGCAAUGGCACUACUACAGAAACUGACUUAAGGAAGAGACGGUCUAGUUCUUACCAUGUUCCUAUGGACUACCUGACAGAUCCCAGUGCACGGCAAAGAGCAAUGAGCAUAGCCAGCAUGCUUACAAACACAAUGGAAGAACUGGAAGAAUCCAGACAGAAGUGCCCACCAUGCUGGUAUAAAUUUGCUAACACUUGCUUGAUUUGGGACUGCUGUACUCCCUGGCUGAAAGUAAAACAUAUUGUAAAUUUAAUAGUGAUGGACCCGUUUGUUGACCUGGCCAUUACUAUCUGCAUUGUCCUAAACACCUUGUUCAUGGCCAUGGAGCACUAUCCAAUGACAGAACAAUUCAGUGGUGUACUUUCAGUAGGAAACCUUGUAUUUACUGGAAUUUUCACAGCAGAAAUGUUUCUCAAGAUAAUAGCCAUGGAUCCUUACUAUUAUUUUCAAGAAGGCUGGAAUAUUUUUGAUGGUUUUAUUGUGAGCCUUAGUUUAAUGGAACUUGGCCUUGCAAAUGUAGAAGGGCUAUCUGUUCUUCGAUCGUUCCGAUUGCUUCGAGUUUUCAAAUUGGCAAAAUCUUGGCCAACUCUAAAUAUGCUAAUUAAGAUUAUUGGCAACUCAGUGGGAGCUUUGGGAAAUCUGACCCUGGUACUGGCCAUCAUUGUGUUCAUUUUCGCUGUGGUUGGGAUGCAGCUGUUCGGGAAAAGCUACAAGGAAUGUGUCUGCAAGAUCUCCAGUGACUGUGAACUUCCACGCUGGCACAUGCAUGACUUUUUCCAUUCCUUCUUGAUUGUGUUUCGAGUGCUGUGUGGAGAAUGGAUAGAAACAAUGUGGGACUGCAUGGAGGUUGCAGGCCAAACCAUGUGCCUUACAGUCUUCAUGAUGGUCAUGGUGAUUGGAAACCUAGUGGUACUUAACCUCUUUUUGGCCUUGCUGCUGAGCUCAUUUAGUUCAGACAACCUUGCUGCUACAGACGAUGAUAAUGAAAUGAACAAUCUCCAGAUUGCUGUGGCAAGGAUUCAGAAGGGAAUAGAUUAUGUGAAGAGGAAAGUGCGUGAAUUCAUCCAAAAAGCUUUUGUUAGAAAGCAGAAGGUUUUAGAUGAAAUCAAACCUCUUGAAGACCUAAACAACAAAAAAGACAGCUGUAUUUCCAACCACACAAUAGUAGAAAUAGGUAAAAACCUUACCUAUCUUAAGGAAGGGAAUGGAACUACCAGUGGCAUAGGCAGCAGCGUGGAAAAAUAUGUUGUUGAUGAAAGUGAUUACAUGUCAUUCAUAAACAACCCAAGCCUCACUGUAACAGUGCCAAUUGCUGUCGGGGAAUCAGAUUUUGAAAAUUUAAAUACAGAGGAGUUCAGCAGUGAGUCAGACCUGGAAGAAAGCAAGGAGAAAUUGAAUGCAUCCAGUUCAUCAGAAGGCAGUACAGUUGAUAUUGGACUACCUCAAGAAGGGGAACAGCCAGAAGCAGAACCUGAAGAGUCUCUUGAGCCAGAGGCUUGUUUUACAGAAGGCUGUGUACGAAGAUUCAAAUGCUGUCAAGUCAGUGUAGAAGAUGGGAAAGGGAAAAUCUGGUGGAAUCUUAGGAAAACCUGCUAUAAGAUUGUUGAACACAACUGGUUUGAGACCUUCAUUGUCUUCAUGAUUCUUCUCAGCAGCGGUGCUCUGGCAUUUGAAGAUAUAUACAUAGAGCAACGUAAAACUAUCAAGACCAUGCUGGAAUAUGCUGACAAAGUAUUUACGUAUAUCUUCAUUCUGGAAAUGCUUUUAAAAUGGGUGGCUUAUGGCUUUCAAACUUAUUUCACUAAUGCGUGGUGCUGGCUGGACUUCCUGAUUGUUGAUGUCUCUUUGGUUAGCUUAACAGCUAAUGCCUUGGGCUACUCAGAACUUGGUGCGAUUAAAUCCCUUAGGACACUAAGAGCUUUGAGACCUCUGAGAGCCUUGUCGCGAUUUGAAGGGAUGAGGGUAGUUGUGAAUGCCCUCUUGGGAGCGAUUCCAUCCAUUAUGAAUGUGCUUCUGGUUUGCCUUAUAUUCUGGCUGAUCUUCAGUAUCAUGGGAGUAAAUCUGUUUGCUGGAAAAUUUUACUACUGUGUUAACACUACAACUGAUGAGAGGUUCGAUAUUAGCCAAAUCAACAACUACAGUCAGUGUGAGGAGCUUAUAAAAAACAAUGAAACUGCCCGAUGGAAGAAUGUGAAGGUUAACUUUGAUAAUGUAGGCCUUGGUUAUCUUUCUCUGCUUCAAGUAGCUACAUUUAAAGGAUGGAUGGAUAUCAUGUAUGCAGCUGUGGAUUCUCGUAAUGUUUUGGAUCAGCCUAAGUAUGAAGAUAACCUGUACAUGUAUCUUUACUUUGUCAUCUUUAUCAUUUUUGGAUCAUUCUUUACCUUAAACCUUUUCAUUGGUGUCAUCAUAGACAAUUUCAACCAGCAGAAAAAAAAGUUCGGAGGUCAAGACAUCUUUAUGACAGAAGAACAGAAGAAAUACUACAAUGCAAUGAAAAAACUGGGAUCAAAGAAACCACAAAAGCCUAUACCUCGACCAGCAAACAAAUUCCAAGGCAUGGUCUUUGAUUUUGUAACAAAACAAGCAUUUGAUAUCAGUAUCAUGAUACUUAUCUGCCUUAAUAUGGUCACAAUGAUGGUAGAAACAGAUGAUCAGAGUGAAGACAUGGAAAACAUUCUAUAUUGGAUUAACCUUGUGUUUAUUGUACUUUUCACUGGAGAAUGUGUCCUGAAAUUGAUUUCGCUUCGCCAUUACUACUUCACUAUAGGCUGGAAUAUUUUUGAUUUUGUGGUUGUGAUUCUCUCCAUAGUAGGUAUGUUCUUAGCUGAGAUGAUUGAGAAAUACUUUGUGUCCCCCACACUAUUCAGAGUCAUCCGACUUGCCAGAAUAGGUCGAAUCCUGCGCCUCAUUAAAGGCGCUAAGGGCAUCCGCACUCUGCUUUUUGCCUUGAUGAUGUCUCUUCCUGCUUUGUUCAACAUUGGGCUGCUGCUGUUCCUGGUCAUGUUUAUCUAUGCGAUUUUUGGCAUGUCCAAUUUUGCCUAUGUUAAGAGGGAAGUUGGGAUUGAUGACAUGUUCAACUUUGAAACUUUUGGCAACAGCAUGAUCUGCCUGUUCCAAAUCACCACAUCUGCUGGCUGGGAUGGUUUGCUAGCCCCAAUUCUUAACAGUGGGGAGCCAGACUGCGACCCCCAUAAAGAUCAUCCGGGGAGCUCCGUGAAGGGCGACUGCGGCAACCCUUCCGUUGGGAUUUUCUUCUUUGUCAGCUACAUUAUCAUAUCAUUUCUGGUAGUGGUGAACAUGUACAUUGCUGUGAUUUUGGAGAACUUCAGUGUUGCUACUGAAGAAAGUGCUGAGCCCUUGAGUGAGGAUGACUUUGAGAUGUUCUAUGAAGUCUGGGAGAAGUUUGAUCCCGAUGCAACACAAUUCAUAGAGUUCAGUAAGUUGUCAGACUUUGCAGCUUCUUUAGAUCCUCCUCUCCUUAUAGCAAAACCAAAUAAAGUCCAGCUUAUUGCAAUGGAUCUGCCCAUGGUAAGCGGUGACAGAAUUCACUGCCUUGACAUCUUGUUUGCUUUCACAAAGCGUGUUCUGGGGGAAAGUGGGGAGAUGGAUGCCCUCAGAAUACAGAUGGAAGAUCGGUUCAUGGCAGCCAAUCCUUCCAAAGUCUCCUAUGAACCAAUUACAACCACAUUGAAACGAAAACAGGAGGAGGUAUCUGCUGUCAUUAUUCAGCGUGCUUACAGACGUCACCUUUUAAGGCAAAAAGUUAAAAAAGUCUCAUGUAUAUUUAAUCAGGAUAAAGGUAAAGAUGAGGAUGAUCUGCCCAUGAAAGAAGAUAUAAUUAUGGAUAAAUUAAAUGAGAACUCUACUCCAGAAAAAACAGAUAUGACCCCAUCCACAACCUCCCCACCUUCUUAUGACAGUGUAACAAAGCCAGACAAGGAUAAAUAUGAAAAAGACAAAUCCGAAAAAGAAGAUAAAGGUAAAGACAGCAGGGAAGGUAAAAAGUAACACAUAAUUCAGUUUGUAAGAAACUGUUUACAGCCUGAGAAAGUAUGUAUUUGUGUCAACAGGACUCCUGUAGGAGGUAUAUGCCAAACUGACAGUUUUUACAUAUAUAAAUAUAUAUAUAUAUAUAAUUAAAUAUAUAUAUAAAAGGUCAGUGCCUAUAUCAAGACAGUGACCCCUCGUCAUCAAAUUGCAACUCUGUAAAACAGGGUAACAUCUUGACAGGAGGUUGUUGUUUUUAUUACCAGCUGACACUGCUGAAGAGAAUAUAAAAUGGCCAAUCAGACUGUAGAGACCAGUUUAAAAAAAAAAAAAAAAAAGGUGCAAACCUAUGAAUCUGUGUUUAACAUGAAACACACAGUACAAAAAAUAUAUCCACUGUUUGCAUUUCAACAGCCACAUUUGCCAUAUUUUUACAAAAAUCAGUGUUGGUGAAACUUAUCAUUUUUUAAUUCACAGGUUGUUUACUAUUAUAUGUGACUAUUUUUGUAAAUGGGUUUUAUGUUGGGGAAGGGGGUAUGAGAACCAGGUGUUCUACUCUCGGAUUCUCUAUAAUGUACAGACAGAAAUGAUUUGCAUGAAGGCAUGCUGCACUUGUAGUUCAUGCAUGGGAAAACAUGACGUCGCACAAAGCAGCAGAGUCUGACUACUUCCAUGUUUCAGGGUGGCUCUAUAUUUUGAGGUGCUUAACAACAGUAUUCAUUUAGUAUCUCAUCCAGACAAAUCUUAAUGUGCCUGUAAAGUCCCACAGAGUCUACAAUAAUAGAUGUUUUAUUUUUUCAUAAGUCAUUUAACUGCAGUUGAAUGAACUCUGCAUAAAAAAUGUACUGAGGGACAGAGAGUCCGUUUUUAACUGUUCUUCUGUAGAAAACAGCUUACCUGAACUUAGGAAAUUAAAUUUACCAAAAUUCCACAAAACUAGGAUUAUGAAGUUGUUCUGCUUCACCCUGCAGUAUCAUUUAGCCAUCUUUUGCUCUCAGCAAGGUUAACAUUGUAUGUGUGGAUUACAAAAUACCAUCUAUUGUAAAUAGUUAUUUUAUUCUGUGGUGCAUGUUUGAGCAAACAAAUAAUGACCUGUGCACAAUAUUUAUUGCAUCAAAUAUGUACCACAAUAAGUGUAGUUUGCAAGCUUUCAACAGCCGAUAUGAAGUAUUCUGUACCAUUAUAGAUAGUUUGAAAGCUAUCACUGAUGCAUGUUUAUCUUGCCUUUGCUGCUGUAAUUUUACUCUUUCCACUGUUGCAAGUCUAAUAUGGGAAGCCAUAUCUCAGUGGUUAAGUGAAACAAAUUGUUCAACUGAUCAUCAUUCUUUCAUGACAUCAAGCAAUAGUUUGCAGCUACUUAACAGCUUCUUGCUUUGCAUUAUAAAAUUUUAAGUGACAACUGUAUGGUGUAUAGUCAGACUGUACAGACUAUGUUGCAAACUGCUUAAUCUGUUGAAAAAUACAUGGAUAGAAUUUUCUAAGAAAAUAUAAAUAUUGUAAAAAAUACCAUUUUAUUUUAUUUUUCAGCGUUUUGUACAUAAGAAAUGAGAAUUAUCUUCAGGUUGAUGUCAGUGUCACUUUUAUUAUUUUCUAUCCAUAGCACUUUUUAAUUCAAGAACUUCACAAAAUAAGAAACAAAGGAAAGAAUGGGGUAGUUUUAGGUUUCUGCUUUUUUAUUAGUACUGUAUUUUUGCACACAUUUUAAUGUGUAAUAAGUUUGAAACUGAGUCCAAAAUGCACUUGCUUCCAAAUAGACAUAACUUGUAAUUGAAAUGUGGUGGGGAAGAUUUGUUUAAAAUUCUAGCACUGCCUGCAUCAGAAGUCUCAAGGUAGUCUUUUUAUUCAUGAGAUCUUUACCAGUGUUUGUUUACAUAGACUAUUCUUAUUCUUGUUGAUUCAUGCUGCACUAGAACUGUUCUAAAUAUAAUAUGGGAUCCACAAUGGUUUUUUUUCCACAGGAAUUAAAUAGAAAACUUGUAUAAUUGAUCACAUCAGGACAUUUUUGUUUCUUACACAAAGCAAAAAUUUGAUGUUGACUCCUCCUUUUACAAAGAUAUUGACUUGUGUGUCAGUGAACUGCAUGCAGGAAAAUGCUAUUACCAUAAAGAACAGUAAACCACAUUACAGUUGAGCCAAAAGAAUAAAGACUUCAUUUUUUAUUGUAUUUAAUUGUUCUGUCUUUGUUUUCAUCAUAAAAAGCUCUUGAAAAUAAAACAUGAAUAUGUAAAAUGUUAGAGAGUAAUGAUUAAAACUCAUAAUAACAGAUUUGCACAAGAAAAAAAUUGAAGCUAUAUUCUUUCAGAAAGAUCUUUAAUAAGAUUUGCACUUACACUGUUCAGGUUAUUAAUCCUAUUUAAAACUUAUAUAGUAGAAUAAUGUUUACAUGUAUGUGAUGCUUAAACCUCUUUUUCAUGUCAGCUAUUCUGAGACAACUAGGAAAACAGAUGUUACAGAAACUACCUAGCUAUUAAGGCUGCAAACCAGUAUGGGUAAUUUCAGCAACAUUUUACAAUGUAAUUGAAGAUUUGUAAGAAAAAGUUUGGUUUGUACAUAAUUAGUAAAAUAUUUAUAAUUUAUUAUUUUGCUGUAAGACAUGAGGGGUACAAGUCAGCAGAAAUAUUCCUGGAAGUUUUGGUAAAGCAUCAAAUUCUUUUUUGUUUUGUUUUGUUUGUUUGUUGUU
This is a messenger RNA of Dryobates pubescens (Downy woodpecker), 9196 nucleotides long. RefSeq names its product sodium voltage-gated channel alpha subunit 2 (gene SCN2A). The transcript has 28 exons. The record is from RefSeq and is a predicted model, not a curated record. The coding region runs from base 484 to 6537 and encodes 2017 amino acids. Gene Ontology annotation, cellular component: voltage-gated sodium channel complex; axon; plasma membrane. NCBI's taxonomy places the organism in Eukaryota, Metazoa, Chordata, Aves, Piciformes, Picidae. Gene Ontology annotation, molecular function: protein binding; voltage-gated sodium channel activity. Gene Ontology annotation, biological process: membrane depolarization during action potential; sodium ion transmembrane transport; neuronal action potential.